Schistosoma mattheei is the source of this 246-nucleotide messenger RNA. Lineage: Eukaryota; Metazoa; Platyhelminthes; Trematoda; Strigeidida; Schistosomatidae. The record is from the annotation of a GenBank genome assembly.
AUGGCAGGAGGUAAAGCUGGAAAGGACUCUGGUAAAGCAAAAGCCAAGGCAAUUUCUCGUUCACAUCGUGCAGGCCUUCAAUUUCCUGUUGGUCGUAUCCAUCGUCAUUUGAAAGCACGCACUACUAGCCAUGGGAGAGUUGGGGCUACUGCUGCAGUCUAUUCGGCAGCUAUUCUAGAGUAUCUGACUGCAGAAGUUCUCGAAUUAGCUGGCAAUGCAAGUAAAGACUUGAAAGUCAACGUAUAA